Seriola aureovittata is the source of this 2384-nucleotide messenger RNA. RefSeq names its product family with sequence similarity 168 member B (gene fam168b). The transcript has 8 exons. NCBI's taxonomy places the organism in Eukaryota, Metazoa, Chordata, Actinopteri, Carangiformes, Carangidae. Bases 266 to 880 code for a protein of 204 amino acids. The record is from RefSeq and is a predicted model, not a curated record.
CUGCCCCCAUUUAUCCGCUGUCCGGGGCCGGUCCGGUGUUUUCCUGCGGUCAGACAGAUGAGCAGCAGGUCAUUGUGGACGCAGGAACGUACCUGCAGCGACAGACACGCUCAACUAACCGCAGGCUGAGAGCUGAGCGAGACCAUAUUAACAAAGCCCCCUUCAGGGCUUCAAAGCAAGUACAGCAACAUCUGGUUAGCAGCUUUUAAAGACUGGGGUCGAAGCUUCACAACUGAUUUUCAUUAUCUGUGACGACGUGACCAUAAUGAAUCCAGUGUACAGCCCUGCGCCAACAGGGGUCCCCUUUACCAAUACUAAGGGUAUAGGGUACCCAGCAGCUGGAUUUCCUGUUGGCUAUGCAGCAGCUGCUCCAGCAUACACUCCCAGUGUCUACGCAGGAGCAAACCCAGCUUUCCCCAGUGGCUAUGCUCCAGGCACUCCUUUCAAAAUGUCCUGCUCUCCCAACACAGGGACUGUCCCACCAUACUCCUCCUCACCCAACCCCUACCCUGCUGCUGUUUACCCUGUCAGGAGCUCCUACCCCCAACAGAACCCAUACGCCCAGGCAUUAAUACCCUCACAACAACAAGGCACUUACUACACACAGCCGCUGUAUGCUGCUGCACCGCCUCAUGUUAUUCAUCACACAACCGUGGUCCAGCCGAAUGGGAUGCCUGCAGCCAUGUAUGCCCCACCAAUCCCUCCGCCCCGCCCCAACGGUGUUGCCAUGGGGAUGGUGGCUGGCACCACCAUGGCCAUGUCCGCUGGAACUUUGUUGACGACUCCAUCACCAGCGCCUGUUGCCCCCCACCAAGUCACGAUGCCCACAUAUCGGCCUCCUGGCACACCCAGCUACAGCUAUGUGCCCCCGCAGUGGUGAAGAGAGGGAAGCGUCAGAAGAUGGUAGAUAUGCAUUCACACUCUACUCCAGUGUUUUUUGCUCUUGGUGAAGACCUGUUCUGCCAGUGUCUGCAACCAGUUACUCUUCUUCCAGCAUAAUGUGAAUCUAAAACACAAAUACAUAGAAAGAGGCCCAUUCAGACAGGGGGGAGGUGAAGAAUAGGCUCGUCCCCAUGACCCCCUCUUAACGGAAUAAGACUGCAUCCCACGCCACACCCCAGCGCCAGCACCCCUACAACCUGCCGCAUAUCUCACAUCAAACAGCAAAGCCUCCAUGCAAACUUUUUGUGGACUGUCAUGCAGGUUUUUAUAGUUUAAACUCUUAAGUGGUGAAAAGGGAGUUUGGAAUUGUUUUUUUUUUUUUGUUUUUUUUUUUAAUUUGGGAGAAGCGUACGGUGUUGAAUGCAUGUGUAUAUAUAAAUAUAUGAAGUAUUGCUAGCUCAGUCUACCUGCUGUGACAGAUGCAAAAUCAACAAAAGGCACACAUCCAAAGGAACUUAAAAAAGUAAUAAUCUGCAAUGCUGAAUCACCAGUGACCAUGUCUUAUAUGUGAAAGAAAAGACAAGAAACGUUUCUUCAUGCAAAAACAUACCUGCACAAAUCAGUGCAGACUAAACUGUACUAUUUUCACUGCUUUGUGUUUUGGUAAGUGAUGCUAGGUUUUUAUUGUUUCUUUCGGUGAUGCAGUAUAUGCAUUAUGUCUUACCAUUUUUGUAUUUUAGGAGAAAGGUUGAACUUUGAGUUUAUGCCUCUGACUGAUGGCCAUACCUACACUUCAUCACUUCAUGUGUUUUAUUUUUCCUGCCAUGCCACUCGUUUUAGGAAAAAAAACCCAUCUGAAGCAGCUUUUGUUUCCUGCUUGAAACACUUUUGGGUGAUUUCUGUGUUAAUUCACUUAUUUUAGCUGCAAAUAUUAGUGGUGGGGAGCAAGCAGAGGAUGUUUUUUUUAUUUUUUAUUAUUUGCACCGUGUGUGUGUGUGUGUGUGUGUGUGUGUGUGUGUGUGUGUGUGUGUCUGUGUGUGUGUGUGAGAGAGAGAGAGUCUAUGUGUUUGCAUGAAAGAGGACUAAAAUAAAAACCAUUAAAAAUGUUGCCACAGUGUGACAUGCUUUGCGUUUUUGACCUGUUACAAUAAUCAGUUUGUCCUUAGGUCUGAAGCGCUACAUCAUGAAAUCACUGCUAACUGUGUACAUGUUAGGGAAACAUGAUGUGGUUAAACUCCAUUUGUGAAAAGCAUUACUGAGUGAAGGCACUAAUUAAAAAAAAAAAAACGUUCAUAAAGAUAUCUGACCUUUUGACAUCGCUCGCUCGCUGUUAUACCUCAAGGUUCCAGGCUGACCCACAUAUCACUGUUUCAGACAUGCUUUUCUAUGUUGCCUCAGUCACCUCAGUUAAAUAAUAUGUUUUGUAAAUGUUAUUUUUGUGAUUUUGGUUCUUGUUUUGUAUUCUAAAGAAAGACCAAAAAUAAAAACAAAUAUCAGAAUAA